Molecule: messenger RNA, 1521 nt
Organism: Striga hermonthica
Lineage: Eukaryota; Viridiplantae; Streptophyta; Magnoliopsida; Lamiales; Orobanchaceae
Source: the annotation of a GenBank genome assembly
AUGAGAGAUGAAGAGGCCCAGAAGCCCCAAACAGCUCCCAGCAGCAGCAGCUGCACGAAUCUAGCGACGAGCUUCGGCGGCAAGAGGGAUAGCCCUAAUUUGGAGGGGCUGUUUGGGAGGGGCAAGUAUAAAUUGUGGGCUCUGACCGCCAUAACCCUGCUCGCGCUCUGGUCAAUGUUCACCGGCUCCGUCACUCUGAAAUCGUCCGCCGUCAACCUUGACCGCUUGUCUGAGGACUUGGAACCCUACUCCCAUGGCGACCUUGAUGUUUUGGAUGUGGACGAAAGGGAGAAAAUGGUGAGGCAAAUGUGGAAUGUGUACCAACAUAGCAAUAUUGCUCGGCUGCCGAGUUUCUGGAGAGAUGCAUUCGGGGCAGCAUACGAAGAGCUGACGAGCGAGAUUUCCAGUAUACGAAAUGGCGCCAUUUUAGAGAUUGCCAAAAUGUCUUUCUGGUCCCACGACAUAUACGACUCGCCUCCUACAGAAUCAACUUCUCGAUUAUCGAAGGAAGUUCUUCGACCGAGCAUCAACUCGAGGAAGAUGAGAAAACAGAUGGCCGAUGGCAGCGAGCGCACGGGCGAGGAAAACCUAGGAGCGGCCCGAUUUCGCAGUCAACAACAGCGUCAGGAGGGUUUUGACUACCAGAUUUCUCCCAAUCGCGCAACCCUAGAUGACGAUUUCCGACAACCUGCAGCAGGUGGAGGGUCGAGCAGAUCCCUUGACGAUAAUUUCCGUCGGGCUUCUACAAGAGAGGACAGUGCGUGGCGGUGGCCGCAGGUGGGGCGUCGCGCCGCUGCAAACGGCGGCGACUUCCUUGGCCGUGAGCCACGCUGGGCCGCUGAGGAUUUUUCAACGACCGGUGAGCACAAUUGGGGACAACGUCAGGAGGGUUUUGACUACCAGAUUUCUCCCAAUCGCGCAGCCCUAGGCGACGAUUUCCGGCAACCUGCAGCAGGUGGAGGGUCGAGCAGAUCCCUUGACGAUAAUUUCCGUCGGGCUUCUACAAGAGAGGACAGUGCGUGGCGGUGGCCGCAGGUGGGGCGUCGCGCCGCUGCAAACGGCGGCGACUUCCUUGGCCGUGAGCCACGCUGGGCCGCUGAGGAUUUUUCCACGACCGGUGAGCACAAUUGGGGACAACACGCGAUCGGUUUUGGCCACAGCAGGGGCAGUGAAGCUCGAAGGGGACAACCCUGGGCGGACACGAUUUUUGGAGGGUCUGGUUCUCUCGAUCGGCGGCGAGCAGGUGUAUGUUUCGCCGGUGACGGCGGCCGAUAUGGGCGGCGCGACUGCGAGAAUGCGGCGGGAUACGGAGUUGCUCACUGUUUCGGAUUUCACAGAGAAGGGGCAAGGGUGCAGCGACGGGAUUUGUGGGAUGGCGAUUUGGGAGACGAGCAGAAAAUUGAACCAGCUUUUCACCCUUUUGGGCCUGCGCAGGAAAACAGUAGCACGCACGAGAGUAGCAGCGGCCGGGGAACGAAGAUGCAAAUAGAUGUCGCUGACAGCGACCUGCAUGCGAGAUGA